Callithrix jacchus (white-tufted-ear marmoset) is the source of this 1925-nucleotide messenger RNA. RefSeq names its product TTL family tubulin polyglutamylase complex subunit L1 (gene TTLL1). NCBI's taxonomy places the organism in Eukaryota, Metazoa, Chordata, Mammalia, Primates, Cebidae. Gene Ontology annotation, biological process: microtubule cytoskeleton organization; protein polyglutamylation. The record is from RefSeq and is a predicted model, not a curated record. Gene Ontology annotation, molecular function: tubulin-glutamic acid ligase activity; tubulin binding. Gene Ontology annotation, cellular component: ciliary basal body.
CGCGGGGCGGGGAGGGGCGAAGCGGGUGGGUCCAGCAGACUGCCGGCUGUGUCCUGCCGCGAGCGCCGGAGAGAGGCUGGAAGCGGGGUGGGGGGCUGCGGCUGGAGGCAACCCUGCAAGGCGCUCCUUCGAGCCUCAGCGCUCCAAGCCCACAGGCUGGAGUGCAACGGUGAGAUCUCAGCCUCCCGGAUUCAAGUGAUUCUCCUGCCUCAGUCUCCUGAGUAGCUGGGAUUACAGGAAAGGAGGGGCCAGUGUGAGUGACGUCAGUGACACUGAGGUGAAUGUGGGCAUUGCCAGUGGUGCUCCGUCAGUGCCUAUGUGAAAUGUGGAUGCGGAUGCUUGGCCUGUAUGCCUCUGUGGGUUUGAGGUCUCACAUCUGGAAGCAUUGAGGCCUGGGGAAGCACCGUGUGAGAAUCACGCACAGCCCUCCUGGUGUCCCGUCACUACUCUUCCUUCUGUCACCUCCAGGUGUCUCCUGGGAGAUGGAAUCGCCCCUGGCUGAGAACCACUGCUGGGGAUUAUGGCAGGAAAAGUAAAAUGGGUCACCGAUAUCGAGAAGUCAGUGCUGAUCAAUAACUUUGAGAAGAGAGGAUGGGUCCAAGUGACAGAAAACGAAGAUUGGAACUUUUACUGGAUGAGCGUGCAAACCAUCCGAAAUGUGUUCAGUGUCGAAACUGGGUAUCGGCUCUCAGACGAUCAGAUAGUCAACCAUUUUCCAAACCACUAUGAACUGACCCGGAAGGAUCUGAUGGUGAAGAACAUCAAAAGAUACAGGAAGGAGCUGGAGAAAGAAGGGAGUCCUCUGGCAGAAAAAGAUGAAAAUGGAAAAUACCUCUAUCUGGACUUUGUUCCAGUCACCUACAUGCUGCCCGCUGACUAUAACCUGUUCGUAGAGGAGUUCCGGAAGAGCCCGUCCAGCACCUGGAUCAUGAAGCCUUGUGGCAAGGCCCAGGGAAAGGGCAUCUUCCUAAUUAACAAGCUCUCGCAGAUCAAAAAGUGGUCCCGGGACAGCAAGACGUCUUCGUUUGUGUCUCAAUCUAAUAAAGAAGCCUACGUGAUCUCUCUCUAUAUUAACAACCCUUUACUAAUUGGCGGGAGGAAGUUCGACCUGCGCUUGUACGUUCUGGUGUCUACGUACCGUCCGCUGCGCUGUUACAUGUAUAAGCUUGGGUUUUGCCGGUUUUGCACAGUGAAAUACACCCCAAGUACCAGUGAGCUGGACAACAUGUUCGUUCAUCUCACCAACGUUGCCAUCCAGAAACAUGGGGAUGACUACAACCACAUCCACGGGGGCAAGUGGAUGGUCAGCAACUUGCGGCUCUACCUGGAGAGCACCCGUGGCAAGGAGGUGACCAGCAAGCUGUUCGACGAGAUCCACUGGAUCAUCGUACAGUCCCUGAAGGCCGUGGCACCGGUGAUGAACAAUGACAAGCACUGCUUCGAAUGCUAUGGCUACGACAUCAUCAUUGACGACAAGCUGAAGCCCUGGCUGAUCGAGGUGAAUGCAUCCCCGUCUCUCACCUCCAGCACUGCCAACGAUCGAAUCCUCAAGUAUAACCUGAUUAAUGACACCCUCAACAUUGUGGUCCCCAACGGCGAAAUUCCAGACUGCAAAUGGAACAAGUCACCCCCAAAGGAAGUCCUUGGCAAUUACGAGAUUCUGUACGAUGAAGAACUGGCCCAGGGUGACGGGGCCGACCGGGAGCUGAGAAGUCGUCAGGGCCAGUCUCAGGGGCCCAGAGCAGGCCGAUCGAGAGACUCAGGUAGAACCGUCCUCACCACCUGGAAGUGACUCCAACCCAGACCUUAUCAAAACAACUCACUCAACUGGGUCCCUGCGGAAGCCCUGUUUUGAAAUUUUCCUUUUCUAGAAGUUUUUUCUUUUCCUAAGCCUUGUAAAUAAAUGAAAGCACUUUGGAAGGUUA